Molecule: messenger RNA, 5679 nt
Organism: Parasteatoda tepidariorum (common house spider)
Lineage: Eukaryota; Metazoa; Arthropoda; Arachnida; Araneae; Theridiidae
Gene: Cad74A
Product: cadherin 74A
Biological process (GO): cell migration; homophilic cell-cell adhesion; cell-cell junction assembly
Cellular component (GO): adherens junction; plasma membrane; catenin complex
Molecular function (GO): beta-catenin binding; cadherin binding; calcium ion binding
Source: RefSeq, a predicted model, not a curated record
UAGAUGACUCUCUCGUAUUGAAAAGGUUAAGGAGAAAUUUAAAACAUUAUGUUACAUUAAAAAAAAAGUGUUAUAUUUUUUCCACAUUCUACUGUACACAACUUUUCCGAAAUAAAGGAAAACUGAAAUUAAAAGAAGUGUUAUUUUUUCGUUCCGUCCCACACUGAUUGCUUUCAAUCUUAUUGAAGAACAAAAUAAGUUAUACAACCUCUAACUUGCAUUGCGUUUAUAGAAGAUCGCCCCCUCCUCAACCUCAGGAAAACCUGUUUCAGGUGAGAAGGGCCAACGACUGUAUUCCUUGAGGCGGCCCACAACACAAGUGUCAGCUCACCUGGCUGCUCCCUUCAAGGUUUCAAAGUGCGAUUCAAAUCAAAGGAUUACUCUCUGUGUGUGUUUAGAUUUUGGAUUAUUAGGAUUAUUUCUUAAUUCAUCUAAAAGGGUUCUGAAAAUGAUUUAAUUCGAGGCAUGCUUAGCAAUGGAUACCUUAGGGAUAACUCAACCAUCGCAGCCAUCAUGAAACACAUUUGCUUAGUCUUUAUUUUAAGUACUCUUCUCGCAAAAAAAUGUUCUGGACAGAUCAACAGGCCACCGGAAUUUCUAGUUGGAGGAGAUAUGGAUUACUUCUCUCUCAAAGAGGACACACCAGUCGGUGCUUCUGUCUACACGCUCCGAGCAAGGGAUCCAGAAAAUCUCCAAGUCCAUUAUUACAUCAGCGGUGACUCCUUUUCGGUGGAACGAGAUACGGGAGUAGUGAAACUGAUCAGGGCUCUGGAUCGUGAAACUGUCAACACUGUGGAUGUCAUAAUCAGUAUCGCUGAUCAAGGUUUCGCUGGGCUCAAUCCAAACACGAUUUCCAUCAGAAGAGAGAUUACAAUACUGGAUGUAAACGACAAUGCACCCGUUUUCCAGAAUCUUCCAUAUUCAUUUGACAUGGAUGAAGCAAGUCGAAUUGGAACAACUGUUUAUAGAGAUAUUGUGGUCACGGAUGCAGACGUUGGUGCCAAUGCUGAAAUUAAACUUUCCUGCUCACACGAAAAGACUCCAGAAGCGUGCAAAACCUUUGAAGUUCGUGGAACGAGGAUAAGCAAUGGUCGGAUUCGUGGUGAAAUAGUUUUGAUAGAUUCAUUAGAUUACGAACACCAAACUUCUUACACGAUAACAGUCAUAGCAGAGGAUUCAUCAGAAUCUGUAUCUUUGAGAACGUCAACAAACAUUUUGGUGAAUGUAAAAGAUGUUCAGGAUCAACCACCCGUCUUUCAGAACGCACCCUUCACAGCCACUGUUAUGGAAAAUAGUCCAGAGGGUUCUUCUGUUUUGAAUUUGGCUGUCAAAGACGGAGAUGGCGGUGAACCACGUGACCUAACACUCCUCAUAGAAAACGAUGUAAAAGAAUAUUUCAAGCUCGGCAAUGUGGUGAGCGACGAUCGUAAGCUGUACACAACAAUUCUGGAGACACGCAAUCCAAUUGACAGAGAAGACCCAGGAAUAUUGGAUAAUGGUGGACUCUAUGUUUUUCAGAUUAAGGCUAUAGAGUUGGUGAAUGGGUUGCCCGUGGGAGAGUCAUCAACGGCCAACAUCACUAUAGUAGUUGGAGACGUGAAUGACGAGGCACCCAUCUUCAGUGGACAUGACUUCAAUGUGAGCAUCUCAGAAGACAUAGGAAUGAAUACACCACUUCCGGGACUCAGUAUUGUUGUCACAGAUAUGGAUGUUGGAGAUAAUGCAAAAUUCAGUCUUGUCUUAGAAGAUGUGAUGAACUCAGAAGGUAUGUUUGCCGUCUUUCCGACUGUUGCAAUUGGAAGAACACCCGUUAUCAUAAGAAUACAGAAUGCACAAGAUUUGGAUUAUGAAAAUAUAAAUAAAAGAAUCUUUAUUUUUAAGAUCAAAACUUUGCAAGAAGGAUUUGAAAGUGAUUCUGCCACCGUAACUGUGACUUUAACAGACGCUAAUGAUAAUGCUCCAGUUUUCCAAAAUGAUCAGUACCUGUUGCAAGUACCAGAAAAUGUUGAGCCGGGGCGAAGCAUAUUUACUUUAACAGCUAAUGAUGUUGAUAGUGGCCGUUUUGGAAAAAUCACCUACGCUCUGAAAGGAUUUGGAUCUAACAAGUUUGAUGUGAAUUCAGAAACGGGAGAAAUGGAAGUGUCCGAAUGUGGACAAUCCACAUGCCUGGAUUACGAAUCUCAGAAAAGCUACUCCCUUACUUACGAGGCCAAAGAUGGCGGCGACAGGGUGACGUCCGUGAAUUUGUUCGUCGAGAUCACAGACACCAACGAUAACACUCCACAAUUCACCAAAGAAGUCUACACUCAUGAAGUUUUAGAGAACACUGCGAAGCUCUUACCACCGCUAUUCAUUAAGGCAACUGAUUCUGACGGUCCAACGCAGGGGAAUGGAAAAAUCACGUACAGCAUAGAAUCCAGUGAACUGGAAGACGUGUUUGCCAUAUCUAUUGAUCCUGAAUCAGGAGAGGUUAUUCUUCAACGACCUCUGAAGCAUUCUGAAACACCAUCUGGCAAUGGAUUGGUCACCAUCACCAUCAAGGCAACUGACCACGGCAACCCACCCCUCUCCUCUACCACCAAGCUGAUUCUGAAAGUCAAGAAAGAGAACGAUGGGGCCCCAGAGUUUAUUCAUCUUCCUUACAGUGCAAGCGUGAAAGAAAAUUCCGUUGGAGGCACCAGUGUCAUCAAAAUCAAAGCUUCUGAUCCAGAUGGUCCAGACUCUGGUCUCAGUUAUUUCAUCCGUAGUGGGGCUAAAGACAAUUUUGUUCUAGACCAGAAGUCCGGUCUCAUCACGGUUGCCCCAGGAGCAGACUUGGACAGAGACGUCUAUGGAUUAGAUUAUAACAUUACUGUUCAGGCUGUGGAUUCAGGAAGUCCAGUGCAUCAAACAGCAACGGCAACAGUAUUGAUUACAGUGGAAGAUGUGAACAAUAAACCACCAGUAUUUACACAGGAAUCAUACGUGGAAUACGUUCCUGAAAGUACCAACGUUGGCGAUGAAGUACUUUCAGUGUUGGCAGUGGACCCCGACAAAGAUGCCAAGGUCCGUUACUCUAUUGUAGAACCAAUCGUUGCCCGUGACAAGACAGGAUCAGUCGUUACAUCACCUUCCUAUAACUACAAAACGGCGUUUAGAAUCGAUGGAACAAAUGGAAAAAUCACUGUCAAUCAGCCUUUAGAAUAUAAUUCAGCAUCUGUCGUUAUUUUAACUGUUGAAGCUGUUGAUCUCAAUGCUGUUGAUAUCACUUUUGGAAAGCAGCAAAAAACAUCAGUGGAAGUAACUAUUUACAUCCGGGCUCAUGGAGAGAUGAAUCCUGUUUUUUCGCCGCCAUGGACACUAUCACAUCCUGUAAUCGAAAUCACAGUUCCGGAAGAGACAUUGAUUGGUUCAACAUUGCUGACGUUGUCUGCUAGAGAUCCACUCAACAAUGCUGUCGUCAAUCAUUUUGAGAAGAUAUCGGGUUCGGAUCCUGAUAAUUACAUUUCAGUCAGUCCAGUUUCUGGGGUGGUUGCCUUGAAUCGCCGAUUAGAUUUUGAAUCUUUGCCCUUGAAGCAGAUAAAUUUCAAAGUAAAAGCCAUCAUUGGAGAUGUAAAAAGUCGGAGAUCGAGUGAGGCUACUGUCAACAUACACGUCCAGGACAUCAACGACAAUAGUCCAGUAUUCUCUCAAAACUCUUAUACUACGAGUAUUUCGGAAUCUGCUGAAUAUCCUCAAAGUAUAUUGACGGUGAUAGCCUCUGACAAAGACAGCCAGGAAGGUUUUGGAACAAUCAAAUAUUCCAUAUCUGGCGAUGGUAGUGACGUCUUCGAUGUGGACGAAAACUCUGGAACUAUAUCUAUAAGAGAAAACUCCACUCUGGACAGAGAACGCCAGACUGCUUACAACUUGCAAAUCACUGCAACGGACAACCCAAAAGGAUUGGCCAAUCAAAGGCGCACAUCAAUCAUAGUUGUGAUUAAAAUAUUGGAUGAGAAUGACAAUGCACCUAAAUUCAGCCAAGAAAUCUACACAGCUGUCAUUCCUGAAAAUGUGCCCACGGAAUUCAGUAUUGUGACCGUAAAGGCGGCUGAUGCUGACAGCGGACAAAAUGGAGAAGUGCAGUACCUGAUACAGGAUGAUGCUGACGGUCAACCCAUCAGUUUCUUUGCUGUGGAUCCGGUUUCAGGAGUGGUUUCCGUCAUAAGGACACUUUCAGGUAAAGGACGUAGUGAGCCCUACACGGUUAAGAUCAAAGCCAUGGACAGAGGAACUCCCCCCUUGCAUUCGAUCUGUCAUCUACUGGUUGUCAUCGGUGACAUCUCUACCAAUGAUGGAGUUCCACAAUUCAUCAGACCCACUGCUGGAGAAGUAGCCUAUAUACAAGAGAACGUGACAGUAGGAACGGAAGUGUUCCAGGUGGUAGCCUUUGAUCCGGACAAUUCGAACACGGCCAAUGGGAAAGUGGCUUACAAGUUGCUGGAUGACCAAAGUUCAGAAAAGAGCGGAUAUGAAUUUGAAAUCGAUGCGGCCACUGGUAUCAUCAAGACCCGGUCACCACUGGACAGAGAGAGGAAAGAAAACUAUACAAUGAUAGUAGUUGCACACGAUUUCGGAUUUCCUCCUCAGGAAGCUCACAGAGUUCUCAGACUGUUUGUACACGACGUGGAUGACAGCGAGCCACAAUUUCAGAGACCUCUGAAAAGUCAACCGAUCGAGAUAGUUUUAAAAGAGGAACAGCCAAUCGGAACUAUAGCUGGAGUUGUGAAGGCCGUGGACAACGAUACAGGAGUGAAUGCCAUAAUCGAUUACUACAUUUUAAAUGGGAACGAUGACAACGUGUUCUCAAUCCGACGCAAUUCAGACAAUGAGGGUGAGCUGGUCAUUCAAAAGAGGAUCGACAGGGAAAACAUGACGAAGGUGACCCUCACCAUCAAAGUGAGCAAACCAUCAGAACCGGUGACUUCAUUCGACCAGCCCUACAACUAUCAAGAUCUCUCUCAAACACAGGUGACAAUCAUCGUUGAGGACAUUGACGAUAACCCUCCCGCAUUCGAUUCACCCCUCUACGUACUAGGUGCAAGGGGCAACACAGUUGUGGAUACAGAGUUGGUAACCCUGCAUGCAUCUGACCCAGACUCAUCUUCUAGUCCAAUCAUGUACAACAUUAGAAACAUCACAUUUAUUAGGCCAUCCACGAAAGAGAAUGAUGCGGUGUUAGAUGCAUUCCACAUUCAUCCAGCAACCGGUGCUCUCAGCAAUAAUGAGGCUCUUGGAAAGUACGUCGGUGGUCACUUCGAAAUCACAGUGGAUGCUCGGAGCUCUCCGGAUGCAAGAUACAUGGCGUUCGCAAACGUCAAGAUCUUCGUUCUUCAAGACCGUGAUCUGUUGAAAUUCGUUUUCUACAAGAGGCCAAACGAAGUCAGGGAAAUCAUUCCAGAUUUUGAAAAAGCAUUAAAGUUAGCAAUUGCCAAACCCAUAUCGUUGAAUGUUUAUGAUACUAAUUUCUAUGCCAGAAAUGACGGAAGUCUCGAUUUUGAGAGCACAAGUUCCUGUUUUCAACUAUUAGAAAAUGAUGUCAUCAUCGAUCCUAAAAAAGUUAUGAAAAUACUGAAUCGAGCCAAAUCGCCAAGUAUUCGAGAACUUUACUCAAACUACAGUGUCGUUGCCAUAGAAAGCUGUGCUGGUCGGAGGGAAGCU